UUUACACUCACUCCGCAAAGUGACACAGAUCAAGAUCAAAAAUAAAAAUGUUUUACCUAACAUUUUACAGGCUUUGAAUGACGUAAUCGCAAUUAUUAUAUACGUGUAUUGAAUCUGCCCUUCUGUCUUAAGCUUUUUUGACCGACCACCAUGGGCAUCCCGAAGUUCUUCAGGUGGAUCAGCGAGAGGUAUCCGUGCCUCAACGAGCUGAUUCACGAACAUCAGGUGCCUGAAUUUGAUAAUCUGUACCUGGAUAUGAAUGGCAUCAUCCACAACUGCUCGCAUCCCAAUGACAACCACAACCAUCGCAUCACCCAAGCAGAAAUCUUCAAGGGCAUUUUUGGCUACUUGGAGAGACUUGUGGGCAUGGUACGUCCACGCAGACUGCUCUUCUUGGCUGUUGAUGGCGUAGCUCCUCGCGCCAAAAUGAACCAGCAGCGAGCCCGGCGUUUCCGAGCUGCCAAAGACGCAGCCUCUCAAGCCGAAAGAGAGAAAAAUGACGAGAAGGCUCAGGGUGACGGGGAGAGAUUUGACUCAAACUGCAUUACUCCGGGUACUGAGUUCAUGGUGCGCUUGCAAAAGCAGUUGGAGUAUUUCCUGCAGGUCAAAAUGAGCACUGACCCAAUCUGGCAGAGACCUAGAAUCGUUCUCUCUGGACAUGAGGUUCCCGGAGAAGGAGAACACAAAAUCAUGGAUUAUAUCAGGUACUUAAAGGCGCAACCAGAAUACGAGCCAACCACAAGACAUUGUCUUUAUGGCUUGGACGCUGACCUGAUGAUGCUUGGUUUGUGCACCCACGAACCAAACUUCUCAUUGUUGAGAGAAGAGGUCAAGUUCUCCUCGCAAGCCACAAAAACUAUCGCCUCUCCUGCCGAAAUAAGAUUCUUCCUUCUGCACUUAUCCCUUUUUCGGGAGUAUUUAGAUCUGGAAUUUUCCCAUCUGAAGUCUCAACUGAAAUUCGGAUAUGAUCUGGAGAGGAUUAUUGACGACUGGAUUGUCAUCUGCUAUCUUGUGGGAAAUGAUUUUCUCCCGCACCUUCCUGGUCUGCACAUUGCCGCAGGUGCUCUGCCUUUGAUGUACAGAAUCUACAUGAGGGUUUUGCCUAAACUGGAUGGCUACCUGAAUGAGGCUGGAACCAUAGCCAUGGACCGCUUUAUAGAAUUCAUGGACGAACUUGGUCAGUACGACUUUGAGGAAUUUGCAAAUAUGAAUCCAGACGUGGAGAUGCCGGAGGAGUAUUACUCUAAAAAGAAAUCCAGUGAUCUUGCCAGCCUGAUGGCUAAUACAGAUUUUCUUGAAGAAAUUGAAGAGGAAGACGAGGCCUGCAAGGUAUUUGGCAAACAUCCCACAAGAGAACUGCCAAAGGAUUCAUUGCAUCUUGAAUUUUACCAGCACAAGCGGCACUACUACACAGAAAAGCUUUGCUACAGUAAUGUUACGGAGGAUGUACUUCAAGAGCAAGCCGAGGCAUAUCUUCGAGGGAUCCAGUGGGUGGCUCAUUAUUACUAUGACGGCGUGUGCUCCUGGUCGUGGUACUACCCCCAUCACUAUGCACCCUAUGCAUCUGAUGUGGCUGCUUACGCCAAAAGACCCAGCAAGGGCUACCACUUCAACAAAGGGAAACCCUUUUUGCCCUUCCAGCAGCUGCUCGGGGUGUUGCCUGCAGCUAGCAGAACCCUCCUACCUCAGGCGUAUCACCCUCUGAUGUUGAUGGACUCGUCUCCCCUCAAGCCGUUUUACCCUGAGGACUUUGACACGGACCUCAACGGCAAAAAGCAGGACUGGGAGGCUGUGGUGCUAAUUCCGUUCAUAGACGAGGUGAAGUUGCUCGAAGCCAUGGCUACUGUGGAGCACAGACUCACUGCUGACGAAAAAGCUAGGAAUAGACAUAGUAUUGCGGUUCAAUUCGACUUCAGCUCUAAAUGCAUUGGUAAAGUGGCAGCCACCGACUACUUCCCCACACUACCUCGGAGCCACGCCUUGGCAUCGCCAGUGCCCGAUUUAGAUGUUCCGCCGCACCUGUUGGUGAAAGGACCCUGUCCCAGAAUAGACAGGAGCCUCUUUGUGCCUGGCUUUCCCACUUUUCGACAUAUGCAGUUUUUGACCAAGUUGGAAUCGAUAGGCGUCAAAGUUUUUGAUUCUCCUGCAGCCAAAGAUAGACCCACUUUGCUCAUCAAAUUAAAAGAGGGUGCUCUGAAAACUGCUGCGGACUUUUUGCAUCUGCUCGGUACACCCGUCUGGGUUAAUUAUCCUCACCUGCAGGAGGCUUUGGUCGAAGCUCUGGUUGACAAAACACGGACUUUGAAACUGAACAAAGUGAAUGGCAACCGGGAAGUGGAAGAGGAGAAAACAGACGAAGCUUAUUUUUCGAAGAUGUCAAAAGCUGUCAAAGAGAGGUACCAGGGCAGAUUAGGAAUUAUUGUUGGAGAUAUUGAAGUGAUGAUGAGGGUCCGAGUAUUAGAGGGCAGAAAAUUUGCGUACUCUGCUCAUGGCAAAGUCACUGUGGAAAAGAAGUGGGGAGCUAAAGAAGAGUGCUGUGCUGUUCAGACCGUUGUCCCUAGUCUCAAAGCAUUGGCUCCACAAAUCUCUCAGUUUGAUACGAUUCAUGAUGUGUUCAAGCCUGAUACUCUCUGUUUUCUAACGCACCCUCAGAAUUACGGAUACACUGCCAAGAUUUUGCCUCCAAAUAAGCCAAACAAAGUUAAUAUUGAAGUGCAAAUACCUCAAGAUCCGCCGUUGGAUGAAAUAAGAAGUGCCAUUCUAUUAACUAGCUCAUCUUACAUGCCGUGUUUGAGUGUGUGCAGAUUUCUUGGUCUACCGGCAGCCAUAAUUUCCAAGAUAUCCGGCAUACUUCUGAUGACCAACCCCAAAGAGUCGAGGAAUAGGAUCAACAUAGGUCUUGGAUUGAAGAUGCACACUCAAAAUAAGGAAAUACCGGGCUUCACAAAGAGAAUUAACGGAGACUGGGUCUACUCCCAGCGAGCCAUAGACCUGAUACGGGACUACAUGUGCGUCUUCCCCGAAAUAUUUAACUACAUGCAGGGAAUGAGAGACAGACCCCAGAACAGGAACGAAUACAUCAAGGCCACUGAUGUCUUCUCUUUGCACAUGAGCGAACGCUUGGACGCUUUGAAAAAGUGGCUUGCGGAACAGCCUGGAAGUACAAUAGAGGCUAGAAGGUGCGAUGCAGAAGCUCUCGAGCCCAAGGACGUCCACGCUCUUGAACAGAUUGUCUCUAGAUGGUCUGAGAGAAAAGUAAAACUAGCUGUCAGAAGGCUCGAAGUUGACCCUCAGUUAUUAUUUAAACCAAUUAUGGAUUUUGGCCCAGUGGUUGUGGAUCCGACCGUGGAAUUUAAGCUCCUUGACAGGGUUGUUAGUGUUAGAGAGGACUUCGCUGUGCCAAUGGGUCUCACAGGCACUGUCAUAGGUGUUGACGAUGAGGAUGAAAACAAGCCGAAGGUCCAGGUUCUGUUUGACUCUGUGUUUCCUCAGGGUCAGGCUUCAUGGGGCUGUGUUGAAAAACGCUGCUUCUGCCUCGGCAAGUCAGACGUCCUGAAUUUGUCACACGGACGGCGCAAACUGACUGCAGUUGCUCCUCCGCCAGCUCCUGCAAAUGCAUGGGCGCAGCGAGAGGCCAUGCGGUCCGCAUUUGUCUCCGUGCAAAAGAAAAAAGAGAAUUCGCCACAACCACCGAAUCCGCUCACUCUGCCGUUGCCCAACGACUCUGACGCAAGUGUGAGGGAAUUUUUCAAGAGGGCACUUACACCGAGCUGAAUCAAUGUAACAGAAGAUCUGUGCGCUUAAAGAAUUUAAAUUUCUAAUUAUUUUUUUAGCAAUUUGAUAUUUUGACAGCAAAUUCAAAACAUUGAACUAAGCGGAAUAAUUUUUACCGUAGACAUUAUGUAGACAAAAUCAAUUUUUCUGUAAUAUAUAUAUUUUACAAAAUGAAAAUUUAGUUGUUAUGAUUCAAGAAUGUAAAAACGACUCUUUAUUUAAGAAGGCUCA
This is a messenger RNA of Neocloeon triangulifer, 4005 nucleotides long. It is a transcript of the gene pcm, whose product is annotated as 5'-3' exoribonuclease 1. Gene Ontology annotation, cellular component: nucleus. The record is from RefSeq and is a predicted model, not a curated record. The coding region runs from base 151 to 3774 and encodes 1207 amino acids. The transcript is spliced from 19 exons. Gene Ontology annotation, biological process: rRNA catabolic process; nuclear-transcribed mRNA catabolic process. NCBI's taxonomy places the organism in Eukaryota, Metazoa, Arthropoda, Insecta, Ephemeroptera, Baetidae. Gene Ontology annotation, molecular function: 5'-3' RNA exonuclease activity; RNA binding.